Messenger RNA from Tuber melanosporum (Perigord truffle), 3705 nucleotides. RefSeq lists its product as uncharacterized. The record is from RefSeq and is a predicted model, not a curated record. Bases 1 to 3705 code for a protein of 1234 amino acids. Gene Ontology annotation, molecular function: chitin synthase activity. Gene Ontology annotation, cellular component: cell periphery; cell septum. The transcript has a single exon. NCBI's taxonomy places the organism in Eukaryota, Fungi, Ascomycota, Pezizomycetes, Pezizales, Tuberaceae.
AUGUCGCUGCCUCAGCGACCCGAGCCAACAUCGCCCGGGCAUAGGGGCUCCGGGCGGCAUCAUCGGCUGAACGAUGUGGAGACUGGACCCGCAUAUUAUGUCGACGAGCAGCAGUACAGUGGUCCUCCAACGAGAAGACCAACAUUGCCGACGGAUGGUGGACCUCAAGCUGGUGGGAUGCCAGGGCCUGCUGACCCUUAUACACCCACAGGCACUCCCGGUCCCGAAUUUGGACGAAGAAGGAGUCUGAUUAGACCGGAGCGAAAUAGAAUUGAUAGGGACCAUCCAAAUUACUACUACCGACAGCAUGCGCAGCGACAGAAUAUGAAUGUACUUCCUUCCACAACGGGCAACGAUCCCAUAGUCGAAGACCGUACGGAGGCCUCGUCGCAUGCCUCAACAGAUUCAACCGAUCUCAAGAGUUUGACUCGGCCAACUCAGUCAAAUCCUAGGUACUCGGAGGACGGAAUGGAAGCGGUGGCCAGAAGGCAUAGCUCGAGGAAAUUGACCAGGGCGCAUUCGAAGAGGCAUUCAUUGAACGAGAAGGAAAAGCUGAAGAAACAGGAUGAUGCUGUUCGCCCGCCUUCUCUGUGGAACGUUUACUGCGCAAUCAUCACCUUCUGGUGUCCAGGUGCACUUUUGAAGUGCUUCGGUAAGCCUGCCAAAGCGCAACAACGAGCGUGGAGAGAGAAAAUGGGUCUCAUCAGUAUCAUUCUUCUCAUUUGCGCGUUCGUCGGCUUCCUUACCUUCGGUUUUACACAAUCGGUUUGCGGAGAUCCUAUUCAACGCUUAAAGGUCAAUCAGGUUGGCACUGGAUACUUGAUCAUGCACGGACGAGCCUACGAUCUCACAGGGUCCAAACAUCCAGCUACUGUUGAUUUCCCCGUUAAUAGCAACGUUCUAUACGAUCUUCCCGAGAAGAACGGCGGGAAGGAUGCAUCAUUCUUGUUUCAGAACGUCAAUGGCCAGUGCAAGGGGUUGAUCACUCCUUCCGAAAAAUCGACGAUACCCACCGAUUCCAGCGGUGGAAUGGCUUGGUAUUUCCCUUGCAGGGUUUUCAAUCAGGAUGGGUCCACAAAGCCGAACUUGAACAUGACCGAUCAGAAAUAUCUCGGGUACGCCUGCCACACCAGCGGUGCCGCAAGACAAGAUUUUUACAGGCUCAAAGGUGCCACCGAAGUUUACUUCUCAUGGAACGACAUCAAAAACAGCUCUAGAAACCUUCUGGUCUAUUCGAGUAGUGUGUUGGAUCUUGACCUUCUCAAUUGGUUGGAUAGCAAUCAAGUGAAAUAUCCGUCUCGGUUUGAUGAGUUCCGCCAAGAUCCCAAGUUUCGCGGGACCGACGUUACCCAUCUUUUCCAAGGUUCUACUGAGAAGAAGCUCGUGAAGUGUUUGUCGGAAAUCAUUCGCGUUGGCAGUAUUGACACUGAAACCGUCGGUUGUAUUGCCUCCAAAGUUGUUCUCUACGUGUCUUUGGUCUUUAUCGUCAGCAUUGUUCUCAUCAAGUUCUUGCUCGCCUUGUUCUUCGGAUGGUUUUUGAGCUGGAGAUUGGGAGCCACUAGGGCUAGUGAUAUCAGGAAGGACAUGAAGAGACGGAGGAACGAGAUUGAAGAUUGGUCAGAUGAUAUCUACCGCCCACCUCCAAAGCUAAAGGAUGCAAAUGCCCCCGUUGGAGACCGUUCUUCUAAGAGAGGAAGUUUCCUGCCAACCACCAGUAGAUUUACCAGUCCUUAUGCUCAGGAAAGACCUCAAAGCCGUCACAGGCCUCUCCCUACUACUAUGGGCUCCCAGAGUUCUACUGCGAGGUUACUACCACCUGGGCAAGCCAUGUACCAACAAGUCGGUCAAAACGGAUCUAGAGGAAGCUUGGGUGGAAUGAUGACCGAAUCGAUGUCAGGAUCGAACCUUCUGGGUCCUAGCCAUGGUGGUCAGCCUGGUGAACGACUCAGUGUUUACUCUGAAGUCGACGGACCCGGACCCGCUGGAUUCAUUCACGAAGCUGUUGUACCUCAGCCACCACCUGAAUAUCAGCCAUUCGGAUUUCCGCUUGCCCAUGCCUUGUGUCUUAUCACUUGUUACUCCGAGGGUGAGCAAGGGGUUAGGACUACAUUGGACUCAAUCGCGACUACUGAUUACCCCAAUAGUCACAAGCUCAUGUUGAUUGUUUGCGACGGUAUGAUCAAGGGGCAUGGCGAAACUAUGACCACCCCGGAAAUUAUCUUGUCCAUGAUGAAGGAUCACGCUGUUCACCCUGACGCCGUUCAAGGGUUCUCGUACGUUGCUGUUGCAUCUGGCGCUAAGCGCCACAACAUGGCUAAGGUCCAUGCCGGUUUCUAUGACUAUGGGAGGAAUUCCCAAAUCCCCGUUGAGAAGCAACAAAGAGUACCUAUGCUUGUCGUCGUCAAAUGCGGAACCCCGGAUGAAGAGGGUGGUAAAAAGGCUGGAAAUCGUGGUAAACGUGAUUCUCAAAUCAUUCUCAUGUCCUUCCUUCAAAAGGUUAUGUUCGACGAACGUAUGACGGAACUGGAAUUCGAGAUGUUUAAUGGCAUUUGGAAGAUUACCGGAAUAUCGCCCGACUAUUACGAGAUAGUACUUAUGGUUGACGCUGAUACUAAAGUUUUCCCCGAUUCGCUCACUCACAUGAUCGCUGCUAUGGUCCACGACCCUGAUAUCAUGGGACUUUGUGGAGAGACAAAGAUUGCGAACAAGACUGGAAGUUGGGUUUCUAUGAUUCAGGUCUUUGAGUACUUUAUCUCCCAUCAUCUGACUAAAGCCUUCGAGUCUGUCUUUGGCGGUGUCACCUGUCUUCCCGGAUGUUUCUGUAUGUAUCGUAUAAAGACUCCGAAGGGUGGUCAGAACUACUGGGUCCCUAUCCUCGCCAAUCCCGACGUCGUCGAGCACUACUCCGAGAAUGUUGUCGACACCUUGCACAAGAAGAACCUGCUGCUUCUUGGAGAGGACCGUUACUUGUCGACACUGAUGUUGAAGACCUUCCCCAAGCGCAAGCAGGUUUUCAUUCCUCAGGCAGUUUGUAAAACCAUUGUACCGGAUGAAUUCAAGGUUCUUCUCUCGCAGAGACGCAGAUGGAUCAACUCGACUGUGCACAAUCUCAUGGAACUGGUUCUCGUCCGGGAUCUUUGCGGAACAUUCUGCUUCUCUAUGCAGUUCGUCGUCUUCAUCGAAUUGAUCGGAACGCUUGUCCUCCCCGCCGCUAUCACCUUCACGUUCUACCUGAUUAUCAUCUCGUUCGUCAAGAAGCCAGUACCCGUCAUCCCGCUUGUCCUCCUCGCGCUCAUUCUUGGUCUGCCCGCAGUCCUGAUUGUCCUCACCGCCCACCGCUGGUCAUAUGUCCUUUGGAUGCUUAUUUACCUCAUUUCACUGCCCGUGUGGAAUUUGAUCCUGCCGUCGUACGCCUUUUGGAAAUUUGAUGACUUUUCCUGGGGUGACACCCGGAAGGUUGCGGGCGAGACGACGAAGAAGGCUGGUAUCGAGUAUGAAGGAGAGUUUGACUCGAGUAAGAUUGUUAUGAAGCGAUGGGCGGAUUUCGAGAGAGGCUUGUCCCCCCCCCAAAAAAAUGCCAAAAGACGUGAUGCUGACAAUAAUAUAGAACGCCGUCAACGACUCCCGCAAUCCGGCUGGGCCCCUCAACCGGCUGGCUCUUGGAGCCACCAUCAAGGAUACGAUGGAGAGUGCCAAGACAUGUAG